AUGAAAGGCUUCCAUGCUUUCUGUGUUGUCCUUUUGAUAUUUGGGAGUGUCUCUGAAGCCAAGUUUGAUGAUUUUGAGGAUGAAGAAGACAUCGUAGAGUAUGAUGAUAAUGACUUUGCUGAAUUUGAGGAUGUUGCAGAAGAUUCUGUCACUGAAUCUCCUCAACGGGUGAUCACCACUGAAGAUGAUGAAGAUGAGACUACUGUGGAGUUGGAAGGGCAGGAUGAAAGCCAAGAAGGAGACUUUGAAGAUGCAGAUACCCAGGAGGGAGAUACGGAGAGUGAACCAUAUGAUGAUGAAGAAUUUGAAGGUUAUGAAGACAAACCAGAUACUUCUUCUAGCAAAAGUAAAGACCCAAUAACAAUUGUUGAUGUUCCUGCACACCUCCAGAACAGCUGGGAGAGUUAUUAUCUAGAGAUUUUGAUGGUGACUGGUCUGCUUGCGUACAUCAUGAAUUAUAUCAUCGGGAAGAAUAAAAACAGUCGCCUUGCUCAGGCCUGGUUUAACACUCACAGGGAGCUUUUGGAGAGCAACUUUACCUUAGUAGGGGAUGAUGGAACCAGCAAGGAAGCCACCAGCGCAGGAAAGCUGAACCAGGAGAAUGAGCACAUUUACAACCUGUGGUGUUCUGGCCGGGUGUGCUGUGAGGGGAUGCUUAUUCAGCUGAGGUUCCUCAAGAGGCAGGACUUACUGAAUGUCCUGGCCCGGAUGAUGAGGCCAGUGAGUGAUCAAGUGCAAAUAAAAGUAACUAUGAAUGAUGAAGACAUGGAUACCUACGUGUUUGCUGUUGGCACUCGGAAAGCCUUGGUGCGACUACAGAAAGAGAUGCAGGAUCUGAGUGAGUUUUGUAGUGACAAACCUAAGUCAGGAGCGAAGUAUGGACUGCCUGACUCCUUGGCCAUCCUGUCGGAGAUGGGAGAAGUCACAGACGGAAUGAUGGACACAAAGAUGCUUCACUUUCUUACACACUAUGCUGACAAGAUUGAAUCCAUUCAUUUUUCAGACCAGUUCUCUGGUCCAAAAAUUAUGCAAGAGGAGGGUCAGCCUUUAAAGCUGCCUGACACUAAGAGGACACUACUGUUUACAUUUAAUGUGCCUGGCUCAGGUAACACUUACCCAAAGGAUAUGGAGGCUUUACUACCCCUGAUGAAUAUGGUGAUUUAUUCUAUUGAUAAAGCCAAAAAGUUCCGACUCAACAGAGAAGGCAAACAAAAAGCAGACAAGAACCGAGCUCGAGUGGAGGAGAACUUCUUGAAGCUGACACAUGUGCAGAGACAGGAAGCGGCCCAGUCUCGGCGGGAGGAGAAGAAGAGAGCCGAGAAGGAGCGAAUCAUGAAUGAGGAGGAUCCUGAGAAGCAGCGCAGGCUGGAGGAAGCUGCUUUGAGGCGUGAGCAAAAGAAAUUGGAGAAGAAGCAAAUGAAGAUGAAACAAAUCAAAGUGAAAGCCAUGUAA
This is a messenger RNA of Rangifer tarandus platyrhynchus (Svalbard reindeer), 1452 nucleotides long. NCBI's taxonomy places the organism in Eukaryota, Metazoa, Chordata, Mammalia, Artiodactyla, Cervidae. The record is from the annotation of a GenBank genome assembly.